UGCAGUUUAUACCACUUUGUGUGCAUCGACCGAAUUGUGUGAAAAUUUAGAAGCGGGAGAAAAUCUCGCUUUUCCAUCCCAAUUUCUCAGUGUAUCUUGUGAAAAAGUAACUUUGUGUGAUAGUGAGAGUGAUAUUGUGAAGGGAGAUUGUGAUUUAGGUGAAAAUUGGGAGUGCUUCGUGGGAAAUCAGAGUUCUCCACGUGUUUGAGGUUAGAGACAGCUGUCAAAGGUUUCCUGGGCGAAUUUGGGUCUUCCCGGACAAUGGAGCCCACUGUAAACGUUACGACUGUGGCAUUGAUAUCGCCAUACACUAGAAUCCGUUUGGUGUGCACAGAAUCCCCAUUUCUCAAGUACUAUGACGACGAAUCGCGAAUCCGGGAGCAACGUGAGACAAAACAGUCUGAACUUUCCCACUCAAAUUCCGAUUCGGACAUCUCGGAGAAUGAAGACAAGUUCUGUGUGGAUGUGGACUUUCUGCGGAGUUUGGAUCCGAAGGAGUGGAAGGAUCAGGACCAUUAUGCUGUGCUGGGACUGAAGAAUUUGAGAUUCAAUGCCACUGAUGAUGACAUUAAGCGAGCCUAUAGGAAAAUAGUAUUAAAUCAUCAUCCGGACAAGAGAAAAGCCAAAGGAGAGGAUGUCAGGCAAGAUGAUGACUAUUUCACGUGCAUUACGCGUGCCUAUGAGAUUCUGGGAACACCAAAUAAACGCAGAUCUUAUGAUUCAGUCGAUCCAGAAUUUGACGAUAGCCUCCCAAGUCAGUCGGAGGUGGAGAAGAACUUUUUCCGUGUGAUGGACAAAGCCUUUACGCUCAAUGCAAGAUGGAGUGAACGCCGGAAUGUGCCCAAAUUGGGAGAUGUCAAUGCUGAUCGUGAUCAUGUUGAUUGUUUCUACAAUUUCUGGUACAAUUUCGAAUCAUGGAGGGAGUAUAGCUAUUUGGAUGAGGAGGAUAAGGAACGUGGACAGGAUCGGGAUGAGCGUAGGUGGAUUGAGAAGCAGAAUAAGGCCAUUAGGGCUAAGAGGAAGAAGGAAGAGAUGUCCAGGAUACGUGCUCUGGUGGAUUUAGCGUACAACAAUGAUCCCCGGAUACAGAGAUUCAAGCAGGAGGAGAAGGAACGGAGAAUGGCAGCAAAGAGAGCAAAGCAGGAUGCUAUUCAGGCACAAAAAGCUGAAGAGGAGAGAUUGGUGCGUGAGGCAGCAAUGGCCAAAGUCAAAGCUGAAGAGGAGGAACAACGGAGAAUUGAGGCAAUUCGAUUGGAGAGGGAGCAGCAGAAGAAGGCACUGAAGAAGGAACGGAAGACACUGAGGGAACUGGCAAAGAGUAACAAUUACUAUGCCUCAGAUGACAAGGUUCGAGUGAAGAAUAUGGAGGGAGUGGAGAAGAUCUGUGAGAUGAUGAAAGCCCUAGAGCUGCAGAAAUUCAAUAGGGAACUUCAGGAGGGUGGUCAGGAAGUUUUUCAGCGUGUCCUGGCGGAGACUGAGGAGAAGUUGGAAGAGGAACGUCGUGCCAUGCUGACCAAAAAUACAUCCUCAACAUCCCUAAACGCCUCUCUCCGGAUGGUGGAUAAGAAUGCCAUGUGGAAUGCUGAGAAUAUGCAGAUCCUCAUCAAGGCGGUGAAUCUCUUUCCGGCCGGAACGUCUCAGCGAUGGGAAGUAAUUGCCAAUUUUAUGAAUAUGCACUCACCAACAGCUUCCACGCACAAAUAUGCUGCCAGGGAUGUCCUGAACAAGGCUAAAGAUCUCCAGAGUGGUGAUUUCUCCAAGAGUGUCCUCAAGGCUCAGGCCAAUGAGAAUGCCUUUGAGUCCUUUGAGAAAACAAAGAAGGAACUCAAAGUUGUGGACAAUGCAGAGAUCAGUGUGAAGGACAAGGAACCCAAAAAAGCAGCAGCAGCAGCUGCUGAGGUCAAUGGAGGAGGAACAGACAAGGAGGCACGUACAUGGACCAAAGAGGAGCAAGCAUUGCUCGAGCAGGCCAUAAAGACGUAUCCAAUUUCCACGCCUGAACGCUGGGACAGGAUUGCCGAAUGUAUUCCCAACAGGACAAAAAAGGAGUGCCUGAAGCGUGUCAAGGAAUUGGUGGAUCGGGUGAAUGCCAAGAAGGAAGCCCAGCAGAGUGUCAAGUGAUUAGGAUUUAGCAUCUCUCCAGGAUUUAACCAAUAAAUUGUUAUUUUCCACAAAA
Messenger RNA from Phlebotomus papatasi, 2176 nucleotides. RefSeq names its product dnaJ homolog subfamily C member 2. Gene Ontology annotation, molecular function: ribosome binding; Hsp70 protein binding. The transcript has a single exon. NCBI's taxonomy places the organism in Eukaryota, Metazoa, Arthropoda, Insecta, Diptera, Psychodidae. The record is from RefSeq and is a predicted model, not a curated record. Gene Ontology annotation, biological process: 'de novo' cotranslational protein folding; regulation of translational fidelity. The coding region runs from base 262 to 2121 and encodes 619 amino acids. Gene Ontology annotation, cellular component: cytosol.